Molecule: messenger RNA, 1440 nt
Organism: Helobdella robusta
Lineage: Eukaryota; Metazoa; Annelida; Clitellata; Rhynchobdellida; Glossiphoniidae
Exons: 6
Coding region: 1-1440 (479 amino acids)
Source: RefSeq, a predicted model, not a curated record
AUGUUUCAAUAUAUUCUGGCAUCUACCGUUUUAUACUUUUGUGGUACCAUCUUGGCAGGUACGUCUGACCCAACCAUAGAAAAAUGCAUUCAAUCACUUGAUAAGUUAAUUCAGCACAUCCCUACUUUACCCAAAUCCACAUCCAGUUUCUACUUCCCUGACUGGAUUAGUGAUGUUCAGCCCCAUGCGAAAAGAUGUUUAGGAAACCAACAAAAACAACGUUGCAUCACUUUGCAGUUGAACCUGGAGAAUCUGGGCUACCCUGGCAAGUCACAGCCCACACUCACCUUUAUAAAUAACUUGCCGGAUCUGGAAAGCAUUGUAGAUUAUAAAGUUGACGACACCAAUAACAACAGUAUCACAAACAGUUACAGCAAGUACAUUCGAAUCAACAACAUCACCCACAACAACAGCAAUAACAUCAAAUAUCAAAACAAGCUUGACCAAACUAGCAAAACUAAUGGCAGCUACCAAAGCAGCAACAACGGCAUUUCUAACGACAAUAGCAACGACAACGAUGACGUCAUCUAUCGCAACAAGCUUAUCAUCAUUAAGAUGCCGGCAAAUUAUUCUUUAAAUGUCGUAGCGCACAAUUACACUGGCCGGCUGCUAUUGGUUACAAAUUCGCUAGUUAAUUAUAGCUCUACCGAAUCUGAGUUUUCAUUGGAUGUCGUCUAUGAGGAUUUUAACGACAUGCAAGAUAUAGAGGUUUACAACUGGACCAAUCAGAAUUAUCCGGAAUACAGGGUCACCUCCUAUUGGCUAGUCCCUCCAACCAAUCAUAUUGAAAUUAUUUUCAAACGGGAUCCAAAUAUAUCCCCAUACGGCAGACCCUACUUUGGGACACGCGACCAGAGCUCCAACUUACCGUUGAGCGACUUUUUAGCCUGGACCCAAUCGAAAAUCAUCUCCCAGUACAUCAAAGACGACGAAGACGAUCACUCCCUUGUGGCCACUGCUUUCGAGUAUGUCAACGAAAACAAUGACUUGAGUGAAGAUGGUGUAGGGUCAAGGUCAUGUAGUGGGGAGGAGUUUGGGGUCUCGAAGGAAGUUGUCGUCGCUACAUCAAUGGUUGCUUUCAUGCUUGGCGUGCUUACUAUGAUUGGAAUCUGGAUUAUUUAUAAUAAGACUAUGUGUCACAGUAGGAUGAAAAGCAAGCAGCUCCCCUCCCUCUAUACAUCUCCAAUGAUGACGACAACGUUUACGACAAACUCGGCAGCGAACGCAGCUGCAGCAACUUCAGCAUCUUCUUCAACUUCGGCCCUACGUCAUCCCCUCCUCUAUAACCAACAUCAGCGUCAACCUGUCAAUAACUCGGAGUCUCCGCCCUACUUUUUGGGCCAGCAAGCGAUGCUUAGGACACCGGACACCAGUGGCGAUUCGACGCCAUGUUCCACCUCUCCUAUUAACAUCUGCCAUCCUAAGAAAGGAAAGAAGUGA